CGUUGCGAUUCGUCCGCUGAACUUGGACUGGUGGAAUUGAAUUAUGAUAGACUAUUCAGUUUGAAUAUUUGAAUCAAACUCUGAACUGAAUUUGUUUAUACUUUGUAGUUGUAUUAAUUUAAUUUAUAAUAAUUGAAAUUGACUUCAUUCGCAAUGACAAGUUCAGAGCAGCAAACCCGGAGCACCAUUACUCUUAAAGGCUCUGUUGAGUUAGUUGUAGAUUAUCUGAAUUAUGGCAUCAAUAGCAUAUUGUUUCAAAGGGGAAUCUACCCUCCUGAAAGUUUUAAUACUGAAGAACACUUUGGGCUUUCCAUUUUGGUUUCAACAGAUGAUAAGAUCAUUGGAUUUCUCAAGAGUGUAUUGGGUCAGAUCAAAGAUUGGUUACUCAAUGAACAAGUGAAUAAAAUGUCUUUGGUAAUUGCAAAUGUAAACACGAAGGAAGUACUGGAGAGGUGGGACUUCAAAUUGGAGUAUGAGAAACCAGAAGGAUCUGCCACAGAAGGGGGUGAAAUAAUUGGCAAAAAGGAUCUUAAAGUGAUUCAGAAAGAAAUUCGUGACGUUUUGAGACAGAUUUGUUCAACCGUUAGCUUUCUUCCUCUUCUAGAUUGCCCUUGUUCAUUUGAUUUGCUGAUCUACACAAAGAAAGACUGCCAAGUGCCAAACGAAUGGGAUGAAACUCAGCCAGUCUUCAUUGCAAACUCUCAGGAGCUGCAGAUGCGAUCAUUCUCAACAUCUCUUCACAAGAUGCACACAAUCGUGAGCUACAAGGCUGAGUAAAGGCACCCUUGCUGAUCGCAACACAACUUAAGACCUUGUUAUUAGUUUUUAAAAUUUGUUUGUACAUUUAGUAUUGUGUCAAGUGAUCAUGUACUUGUCUCUUUUUGUAGCUAAACUGUGAUUGAGGCCUUACUGUAAUACACGUGAGUGCCUUGCAUUUAUCAGUAAUUUGUCAAACAGGUCUACUUUGCACUUUUUCAGUGCCCUAUUUGGCAUUGAAAUAAUAACAACAGAACCGUGUAAUAUCCCAUAUUUGAUUUGCACUGUAACAGAAAACUCGGAAAAAUGUUAACGUAGUGUUUUAAGUGAUUUCAAGCGUACAAGCAAAUAGUAAUUAAAUAAAUAUUAUUUGACAAAAAUGUAGCAUAAAUUAAAAGUGUAAAGAUGUACUUUUAGAUAAUGAAAUAAGAUUAUGAAGAAUGUUAAAAACUAUUAUCUGUUAAUAGGACGUAAAUUUUUAAAUGUAAAAUAAUAAAAUGUAUAUGAAACAAUUAUUUUUGUAAAUUCAAGCAAGCCUUUAUAAUUUACAAAAAUGUUUGACUUUGGUUAGUUAGAAUUUAUAUUUCUGUCACAUUGAUUGUGAAUGGUAUAUACUUGUUUAUUACCUAUAACAGUUAAUGUGUUUAGUUAGACUGAUACUUGCUCAGAUAAAAAAUAUUUGAUUUACUGUACCAUAUUAUGGUUAGACAUUUUUAAAUGUUUCCCUCGCAUUUUAUGUAAUAUUUUAUAAUAAUGUCCCUGUUCUUUAUACAGUAUUUAAAAAUAACAACAUGUCUAAUGUACGUAUUUAGGUUUCGUAAUUGAAUGUGUAUCUUUUAAGUAUAUAUUUUUUUAAUUUUAAAAGACAUAAUGUUAUUAACUAAAUUAUUUCCAAACAAAAGUAUGAUAGUAGUAAACAGCAUAACACACAUUAAGUAAAAAUGUAAUUUAACAGGAAGUUAAAUAAGCAAUAAAUCAUAAUUUAUUAUUUAUGUAGUUAAGAUAACUUUAAAACACUAAUCUAUAAUUUAAUUGAUAUAACUUUCAAAGUGAUAACCAAAGUUUUGUUAAUGUUUGUAAGUAAGUGAUGCCAUUACAUCUUGUAUUGAAGAAUAAAAUAAAAUAAUUAAAUCCACUCCAGGAUUAUAAUUUUGAGAUUGAAGUAGAUUAUAAUAUAUAAUGUUUAUGUUAUCAUAAGGCUGUCCCUUUUUAUACAAGUUAAGAUCUGAUAUUUGAGUACUUCUAUUUUAAACAAAACUAGUAAUAAAUAAUAAAGUAAGUAAUAAACUAAAAGGCACGAUUAAUUUAUCCACAUGCCAUUUUUUUCAUAAAUGCUGUUGCUAGUUAGACUUCAGAUGAUUUUAUCUGUGAAUAUCUUUUAUACUUAUUAAUAUUAUUAAACUAGUUGGGACAAGAUAUUUUAACGAUGAUUUAUAAUAUUAUUACCGUUACUUUAAUGUAAAAUAAUAGUUUAUCUGCAUUUUAAUGGACAGCUAAUAUACAUUGUAAAAAUGUUGUUAGUACAAUAAAUAGUUGGUAAUUU
This is a messenger RNA of Homalodisca vitripennis (glassy-winged sharpshooter), 2299 nucleotides long. It is a transcript of the gene mad2, whose product is annotated as mitotic spindle assembly checkpoint protein MAD2A. Gene Ontology annotation, cellular component: nucleoplasm; cytoplasm; kinetochore. Lineage: Eukaryota; Metazoa; Arthropoda; Insecta; Hemiptera; Cicadellidae. The transcript has 4 exons. Gene Ontology annotation, biological process: mitotic spindle assembly checkpoint signaling. The record is from RefSeq and is a predicted model, not a curated record. Bases 154 to 777 code for a protein of 207 amino acids.